Molecule: messenger RNA, 822 nt
Organism: Fusarium vanettenii 77-13-4
Lineage: Eukaryota; Fungi; Ascomycota; Sordariomycetes; Hypocreales; Nectriaceae
Exons: 4
Coding region: 1-822 (273 amino acids)
Source: RefSeq, a predicted model, not a curated record
AUGCCUACCCUGCGACACUGCGGCACCAAUUUCCUCCCGGUGAUAGUGCCCGAUCGCGACCUCGAGGUCAAAGAGCUGCCCCAGCAGCCUCUUGACCUCUUCCAUCACUUUGUGCCUUAUUUCCUAGUCGCAAAAUGGUCGCAGCUGGAAGCCAAGGGCUCGAAUUCGCAGUUGGAAGCCAACCACCGUGCCAGAGGAAUUCAUAAGGAAAUCACAAUCCGAGACCAUUGGAAGACUUCCCGGCUAGGGCACCAAGGUUCCGACCAUCCAAUCCUCAAAGUCAUGACUUUUGACCGCUAUACAGGAAGGUCAUACCAGACAAUACGAGUCCCAAAUAAGCCUAUCCCCGUGGGCUUCAAGAUCUGGGCCACGGCGCAAAAAGGCCUCUUCUUGCGGUGGCUUUGGCACGAGCCGAAGAAGAGAUACGGUCCAGUUAGCCUCGUAACGCGGCUUCGAUCUCAGAGAAGAAGGCGACUUUCUACACGCCUCAACCCGACACAAAGCGUGGUUAUUGCCCUUAUUAAUAAGCUGCCAAAAGCCAUAUAUCACGUCUUUAUUGAUAACCUCUUCUCAUCAGCUAACCUCUUUAGAAGCCUCCGUCAGUACGGCCACGGGGCCACAGGCACGGCCCGCCGCAACUGUGGUAUCUACGCCCCCUUCGCGAAGCUCAAAGACGAUGAUUCUGCCGGCCGGAGGCUCCUUCAGUUCAAUGAGGUCAACCUAAUCGCGUGGAAGGAUAACGCCCUCGUGCUCCUCUUAUCUACUGUAUUCAAAGGCGACGAGCUUGUCAUACGGAAGAGGAAGAGGCCAAAUACAGAUUAA